Messenger RNA from Lynx canadensis (Canada lynx), 4391 nucleotides. RefSeq names its product sortilin 1 (gene SORT1). The transcript has 20 exons. The record is from RefSeq and is a predicted model, not a curated record. The coding region runs from base 36 to 2537 and encodes 833 amino acids. Gene Ontology annotation, cellular component: membrane; Golgi apparatus. Gene Ontology annotation, biological process: vesicle organization; endocytosis; Golgi to endosome transport. Lineage: Eukaryota; Metazoa; Chordata; Mammalia; Carnivora; Felidae. Gene Ontology annotation, molecular function: protein binding.
GCGGCAGGUGUCGGCGGCGUCGGCAUUCGGCGGCGAUGGAGCGGCCCCGGGGAGCUGCGGACGGCCUCUCGCGCUGGCCCCACGGCCUCGGCCUCCACCUCCUCCUCCUCCUGCAGCUGCUGCCGCCGGCGACCCUCGGCCAGGACCGGCUGGACGCGCCGCCGCCGCCCGCUGCGCCGCUGUCGCGCUGGUCCGGCCCCGUCGGGGUGAGCUGGGGGCUGCGCGCGGCCGCGCCCGGGGGCCCGGUUCCCCGCGGCGGCCGUUGGCGCCGCAGCGCGCUCGACGAGGAUGAGGACUGCGGCCGGGUCCGGGACUUCGUCGCCAAGCUGGCCAACAACACGCACCAGCAUGUGUUUGAUGAUCUCAGUGUCUCAGUAUCCUUGUCCUGGGUUGGAGAUGGCACUGGGAUCAUUCUAGUCUUGACUACCUUCCAUGUACCACUGGUAAUUAUGACUUUUGGACAGUCCAAGCUAUAUCGAAGUGAGGACUAUGGAAAGAACUUUAAGGAUAUUACAAAUCUCAUCAAUAACACCUUCAUUCGGACUGAGUUUGGCAUGGCUAUUGGUCCUGAGAAUUCUGGAAAGGUGAUUUUAACAGCAGAGGUGUCUGGAGGAAGUCAUGGAGGAAGAAUCUUUCGAUCAUCAGAUUUUGCAAAGAACUUUGUUCAGACCAAUCUCCCUUUUCACCCUCUGACUCAGAUGAUGUAUAGCCCUCAGAAUUCUGAUUACCUGUUAGCCCUCAGCACUGAAAAUGGCCUGUGGGUGUCCAAGGAUUUUGGGGGAAAAUGGGAAGAAAUCCACAAAGCAGUGUGUUUGGCCAAAUGGGGGUCAGAAAACACCAUCUUCUUUACCACCUAUGCAAACGGCUCUUGCAAAGCUGACCUUGGGGCACUGGAAUUAUGGAGAACUUCAGACUUGGGGAAGAGCUUCAAAACCAUCGGUGUGAAAAUCUACUCCUUUGGUCUUGGGGGACGUUUCCUUUUUGCCUCUGUGAUGGCUGAUAAGGAUACAACGAGAAGGAUUCAUGUAUCAACAGAUCAAGGGGACACGUGGAGCAUGGCCCAGCUACCUUCUGUGGGGCAGGAACAGUUCUAUUCUAUUCUAGCAGCUAAUGAUGACAUGGUGUUCAUGCAUGUAGAUGAACCUGGAGAUACCGGAUUUGGCACAAUCUUUACCUCAGAUGAUCGAGGCAUUGUCUAUUCCAAGUCCUUGGACCGACAUCUCUACACCACCACAGGUGGCGAGACGGACUUUACCAAUGUGACCUCCCUCCGCGGGGUCUACAUAACAAGUGUGCUCUCAGAAGAUAACUCUAUCCAGACUAUGAUCACUUUUGACCAAGGAGGAAGGUGGAAGCACCUGAGGAAGCCUGAAAACAGUGAAUGUGAUGCUACAGCCAAAAACAAGAAUGAGUGCAGCCUUCAUAUUCACGCUUCCUACAGCAUCUCCCAGAAACUAAACGUUCCAAUGGCCCCACUGUCAGAGCCUAAGGCCGUCGGCAUAGUCAUUGCCCAUGGUAGUGUAGGGGAUGCCAUUUCAGUGAUGAUCCCGGAUGUGUACAUCUCAGAUGAUGGGGGUUACUCCUGGACGAAGAUGCUCGAAGGACCCCACUAUUAUACCAUCCUGGAUUCCGGAGGCAUCAUUGUGGCCAUUGAGCACAGCAGCCAUCCUAUCAAUGUGAUUAAGUUCUCCACAGAUGAAGGUCAGUGCUGGCAAACCUACAUGUUCACCAAGGAGCCCAUCUACUUUACCGGUCUAGCUUCAGAACCUGGAGCUCGGUCCAUGAAUAUCAGCAUAUGGGGGUUCACAGAAUCUUUCCUGACCCGCCAGUGGGUCUCCUAUACCAUUGAUUUUAAAGAUGUCCUUGAAAGGAACUGUGAGGAGAAGGACUAUACCGUAUGGCUGGCUCACUCUGCCGACCCCGGAGACUACGGAGACGGCUGCAUCUUAGGCUACAAAGAACAGUACCUGCGGCUCCGCAAGUCGUCUGUCUGCCAGAAUGGUCGGGACUAUGUUGUGACCAAGCAGCCGUCCGUCUGCCCCUGCUCCCUGGAGGACUUCCUCUGUGAUUUUGGCUACUUCCGUCCAGAAAAUGACUCCAAAUGUGUGGAGCAGCCAGAACUGAAGGGCCACGACCUGGAGUUUUGUCUGUAUGGCAGAGAGGAGCACCUGACAACAAACGGGUACCGGAAAAUUCCAGGAGACAGAUGCCAAGGUGGAGUGAAUCCAGUUCGAGAAGUAAAAGACUUGAAAAAGAAAUGUACAAGUAACUUUUUGAGUCCUGAAAAGCAGAAUUCCAAGUCCAAUUCUGUUCCAAUCAUCCUGGCCACCGUGGGACUGAUGCUGGUCACCGUCGUAGCAGGGGUGCUCCUCGUGAAGAAAUACGUGUGUGGGGGAAGGUUCCUGGUGCAUCGAUACUCUGUGCUUCAGCAACAUGCCGAGGCCAAUGGUGUGGAUGGCGUGGACGCUCUGGACACAGCCCCCCACACUAACAAGAGCGGCUAUCACGACGACUCAGAUGAGGACCUCCUGGAAUAGCUCCUCCAAGGAGCUGGGACCGAGGACAGAUGAUGGAACCGCAGUACCUCUCACACUCCCUGUGGCUCCGAAUGGGGGGAAUAAAUUUCCCAUUGCGAGGGACCCAGCUCUGUUUCUGCUGCUUCCACCAAAGCCAAAAGGACCUUCACUAAAGAAAUGCAGGGCGGGGGGUGGGGGGAACCCUAAACACUCUCAUAAUUGGCCCUGAGAAGGGGGGGGAGUUUUUAAUUCUUUAACUUUUUAUUUCAAAUUCUUUUUGCAAAGUAUGGGUUCUUUUGGUUUUGUUUUUGUUUUUUAAGGGAAACGAAAUGGAAUCAGAAGGGAACGUUUCACUAACCCCACUCUCGCAUGUUUUGCAUGGCGCCUGCUUCAGGGCUCCUGCCAACCCCAGCAUCAAUGUUCACAACGCACCCGGUGCUGUCCCUGGGCUCUGCCGGCGACACAAAGCAGCUGCCGAGAGGGACUUGGAGGCUGCAAUGACUGGCACGGCCCGGGCAGCCUUUCCCCGGCCAGGGACAGCCCUGCCCCGAGAACACUGCACACCAGCUCCUCACACACACCCUGCCUUUUCUUUCUUUCUUUUUUGGGGACCGUAGACCACAGUGGUGUUUCUUUUCCCCUGUUUAAUCGGGGAGUAUACCCUUGUCAGUUGCCCUUUGACAACUGACUUAACCAUGUGCUUCUAAGACACUAAAUCAGGAAAACUUAAAGGGCAAUAUUUUUAACUUGGGGCAGGAAGAAGGGAGCAGCAGAGAAUUGACUAGAUUUAGCACCUAUUAAAGGACAAAUUCUUGCUUCUUCCAAGAUCUUUCCAACCGUGCUUCAUGUUUGUGCCAGUGGAUUUGCUCAAGGACAGGGUUAGGGCUUGCCCCGGAUGUCUGCCCAGGCCAAGUGACCUCUUUGCUAGAGCCGAGGGAGGGCGCCCGGUGUGGCCCCUACGGACUGAACAUCACACAGUCUUCCAUGUCCUCUGCCACCUGUUGGUACGGCGGUGAAUCAUCAGGAUGGCCGUUUACUUGCGUGCCUCCUCCUGGAUUGCUGUCGUACAUGGAGCCAGGACUAACACAUUUUCAGAUUUAUAGGCUGUUUUUUUGAAAAUCAGGACUUUAUUACCAGGCUCUCCUCCUCACCCAUUUUCCCCAGCUUUGCCAAGGAAUUUGUUGCCGUGAAACAUUUGGCCGAACCAACUGAAGACACACUUCCAGUGUAGGUGAUGUUUUAUGUGAUACAUUAGGUUCGUAUUUUAAAUUUAAGGAAAUUUUCCAUUUGACACUUUUCAAAUUAAGUUCACGGUAGAAUGUAGUGAGGUGGAUUUGAAGACGGCCAUAUAGUAGCGGCGAGCUGCAGUAGUUAGAUUUCAUACGGCUUGGAUGUUUGCUCGCCAGGAAUAUAGCAUGGUACAAGCUUGGUCUUAGCAUCCCUACUGUGCUGGCCACAGUUUCACCCAGUAAUUAUGAUUGGGACAUUCUUUGGUAACUGCCAUUUUGCUGCUCGUUCAUUUUAUGGCUGUAAAGUCACAAAAAAGUAAAUGUGCCAAAUUAACUUUUGUCAGAAUGAGUGAGCAGAUGGCCGUGUUCUCUCCUCCCCAGAAUGGAUUAACAGCAGCAGGGAAAGUGGGAGAGGGGGUGGAUGGAGAAGGUUAGAGACUCUGAAGCUGCAGGAAAAUUAAAUGAGUCAGGGAGCCCUAGUUAGAAAAUAAAGUUAGGGCAGUUUUUGUGAAGAGGAUUCAUAUUUGCUCGAGCUAGAGAGCACUGGUCUUUUAGGAAAAGCUCAUUCAUUUGACCGGCUCACAAACGAUGAAGUGUCAGCUUUUGUCCCAGACACCCUCACCUCCUGUCCAAAGUGAAUUUGAUG